Messenger RNA from Daktulosphaira vitifoliae (grape phylloxera), 2751 nucleotides. RefSeq names its product probable nuclear hormone receptor HR38. NCBI's taxonomy places the organism in Eukaryota, Metazoa, Arthropoda, Insecta, Hemiptera, Phylloxeridae. Gene Ontology annotation, molecular function: nuclear receptor activity; nuclear glucocorticoid receptor binding; zinc ion binding. Bases 469 to 2295 code for a protein of 608 amino acids. Gene Ontology annotation, biological process: regulation of transcription by RNA polymerase II; cellular response to corticotropin-releasing hormone stimulus. Gene Ontology annotation, cellular component: transcription regulator complex; nucleus. The transcript is spliced from 8 exons. The record is from RefSeq and is a predicted model, not a curated record.
AUCAUCUCUCAUUGGGUCGAGACGCUCAACAAUUGUGCUAUUCAGUCCAUCGCCAAUGGUCACGUGUCACGCGGCUCGUAUUAUUUUUUGGCGCGAUUCGUUUUUUCACCGAAUCGACAUCCUCCACACCUGACACGCGUUGUCGCAUAUCAUAACGACUCGCGCGAACUUGUUCUUAAUUUUAAGUAUAAAACAUUUUUUUCCCUUUUUCAUUUCAUAAGAGUUUUAAUUUAAUAUUUUAUUUAUUUAACGCCGCGUCAAACAGAAAAACAGUACGUAUUUACACAUUUUCUUUUGGCCAUUUUUGUUGUUUUUGUGUGUGCAUCAAGAGUUUUUGUUUUUGCUAUAAUAACAUCCAUCAAAUUGUUGCCGUUUACACGUUUGUUUCACAUUUAUAAUGAAGGGAAAGAAGAUUCUUCCAGCGAUAUUUACCAUUCUCCUGGUUCAUCGUUUCCAAGUCAGUCGAAUAUGCUUUUGUUUCAGACACAGAGCACAUUCACUCCUAACACAUUUGCAGAGUUACUCACCGGUGCUUACUCAGAGCUGCCAUUAAACGAAGAGUUGGACACGUUGACUGACGUUCACGGAGUACUGUCGGACGUUUCUGGCACUGAAGAUUCUCAUUCGCAUAAUGCAGACACUGCCGCUGGUCUUUUGCCUAGUUUUCAAGAGACUUACGCCGGGUCUGGUGUAGGGUUCAAAAUGGAAGACGAAUAUGCAAACAUGCCGCAAUCGGUCGCGGCUUCAGUUUACCCAUCGCCGAUGCAUCAGCAACACCAUCACCAUCACAACAACCACCAUCAUCAUCAACCACACCAACUCCCCCACCAUCACCUUCAACAUCAGCAACAACAACUUCAUCACCACCAUCAUCACCUACAUGGAGUACCACCUCCUCCUCCGCCACCACCGCCAUUAGUUCAUUUCGACUAUCCGUAUCAACAUUAUUCGGAUAGUUCGGUAAAUCACCAAACCACGGACUCCUCGGGUUCUGAUCAUGGUUUGGGUUUCGAACUUAAUAUGGUGACGGAACAUGUUACACUUCACCCGCCACAGCAACAGCAGCAGCCGCCGCCGUCAAUAUCCCUGACCCAUGACGUGUCAACGCGACCUAGAAGGUCAUCUGUGCAUAUGCACAGGAUGGAUUCAUCCGAAAGUUUAUCGCCAAAAAUGCGACAUGGCAUUAAUUCGCUGUCUGUUGCUGCAUCCAAUGACUGUUCUCUGCAAGACGUUUGUUUGUCUAGGAACGUUACGGGGUCAGCACCCACAUCGCCAUCUCAAUUAUGUGCCGUGUGUGGUGACACAGCGGCGUGCCAACAUUACGGUGUUCGCACGUGUGAAGGAUGUAAAGGAUUUUUCAAGAGGACAGUCCAAAAAGGUUCCAAGUACGUUUGUCUAGCCGAUAAAAAUUGUCCCGUUGACAAGAGACGAAGAAAUAGAUGCCAAUUCUGUCGGUUUCAGAAAUGUUUACAAGUGGGCAUGGUCAAAGAAGUCGUUCGCACCGAUUCGUUAAAAGGCCGUCGGGGUAGAUUGCCGUCAAAACCCAAGUCGCCUCACGGAUCACCUCCAAGUCCACCCGUGUCUCUUAUCACAGCUCUGGUGCGAGCACAUGUCGAUACUAAUCCUGAUUUUUCAUCUUUAGACUAUUCCCAAUAUCACGAGCCCAAGCCAUUUGAGCCUUUAACUACAGAAGCAGAAAAAAUACAGCAAUUUUUUGGGUUACUCACGACGUCCGUAGAAGUAAUAAAGCAUUUCGCCGAUAAAGUACCUGGUUUCAAAACGUUAUGUAAGGCAGACCAAGACUUACUUUUUCAAUCGGCGUCCCUCGAAUUAUUUGUUCUCCGUCUAGCGUUCAGGACAAAAUAUGCAGAUACGAAAUUGGUGUUUUGUAACGGAGUUGUUUUAGAUAAACAACAGUGCUACAGAAGUUUUGGCGAUUGGUUGCAAGCUAUUUUAGAUUUCAGUCAAUCUUUACAUUCAUUGGAAAUUGACAUAUCUUCAUUUUCUUGUAUAUGUGCUCUUACUUUAAUAACUGAGCGUCAUGGACUUCGAGAGCCCAAAAAAGUCGAACAGAUACAAAUGAAAAUAAUUAACACCUUGCGGGAACACAUCACCUACAGUAUGUCUGAUUCUCAACGCAAAUCAUACUAUUUUUCGCGACUGUUGGCCAAACUUCCAGAACUUCGUUCUUUAAGCGUACAGGGCCUUCAAAGAAUAUUCUAUUUAAAACUAGAGGAUUUGGUACCAGCACCGCCUUUAAUUGAAAACAUGUUCAUAGCUAGCUUACCAUUUUGAGACAUUAAAACCUUAACGUAUUUCUCUAUAUGUUAAAACAUAUCAACGCGCGUUGAAAAUACUUAAAUCGCGAGAAAUUUAUUUACUAUAUAUUAUAUUAAAUUAUAGAGUCACAAUAUAAUGUCUUUAUAAUAUCUUUGUACUUAGUUAUACAGCUUUGUUUUAUUUUUUAUUGAUGUGGUCACUCGCACUUAUUUUUAGUCUUUAAUUUUUGCUUGUAGAUUGUUAAAAUGAUUCGAAAUGAUUAUAUUGUUAUAAAUAUUACUGUUAUUUUUAUUUAUUUUAUUUUUUGAGCUUUUGUAACACAGAAUCUUAUUGUUUUAUUAUUUAUUCUUAUAACUAUUUAUACUUCUUUCAAUUGAUAACAUGUAUUAUAUUAUCAUGUAAAUUGUAAUUAUGAUCUGAUCUACAUUUAGAUAGCCUAUUUCUUUAAUUUUUAAUUUAUACACUUAACAU